ACACAGUAACUGCCUGUGCCAGAGUCUGUCUGCGCUCUCAGCUCAAGCCCUCUUAAAGCUGUUUUUCUGCAGGAGAUCAGCGAGAGCUAACGACACACAGCUGGCUCUGCCGAAGACAGAAGGACAAGAGGGGAAUUGAGGACCAGUAGGGAGGAGAGGACGAGCACAGGGGGGGGAAAGAAACCACCAGCAGCCUCUUAACUUCUGUCUCUGUGGUGCAGUCAUUCUUCAGCAGCGAGUGUUUUCUGCUGUAUUUCAGGACUUUUUUUGUGAGGGGGGGUGGAAAAUAAGAGGAAAAGAAGAGGGGUUAGAGUUCACAUGACAUAAUCGGAGUGAAUGGGUUACCAUGGUGACUCACCCAGGGAGCCUGACCCGUGCAGAGUGAAUGGAGAGAGCGCCUUGGACACCAAGUGAACGAUAAACUAACGGAGGGGGGUUACCAGAGAGAGAGAGAGGAAGAAAGAGAGAGAGAGAGGGGGGACGGCAAAGGAGCGGUGGAUAACAGAGGGAGCACAGAGAAGCGGAGCAGAGGUUGAGAAUGGAGGACGGGUUUUCCAGCUACAGCAGCUUGUAUGACACCUCAUCACUGCUACAGUUCUGCAACGAUGACAGUGCGUCAGCAGCCAGCAGUAUGGAGGUGACCGACCGCAUCGCCUCCCUGGAGCAGAGGGUCCAGAUGCAAGAAGACGAGAUUCAGCUGCUAAAAUCUGCUCUAGCUGACGUGGUGCGCCGACUCAACGCGUCUGAAGAGCAGCAGGCCAUGGGGUCACGCAGAGGACCCACCAAAGACCCUUCUUUGAUGAGAAAGUCUCCCUCAGCAGACAGCAAUGUUGGGAAGCCAGCCAGGCCAAUGAUUGCCACCCUGCCGUUGCGGCCCACAGUAAACAACGGGACCAUCCUACCAAAGAAAGGCAGCGGGACUCUGCCCUCCCCAUCUGGAUCUGGAUCCAGGAAGGACGCCAGCACACCAGCCACCAAGAGUUUGUCUUCUCUGUCUCGCGCAACCAGAAUCCUCUACCUGCCCCUCAGCACUGUGAGGAGAGCCAACUCAAACGAACAUGUGGGAACUCUUACGAGGAAAGAUUCGGGCGACUCCAAGGGCAACCGAACCCGCGCCGGAUCCACCGGCAGCAAUUCCAGUGGCAAAAAGAGUGACAGCAAACAGAGGGAUCCAGUGUUCAAUGCAGGGAUGCGACGUGUGACCCACUGCAAAGAGGAAGGUUAUGUGAGAAUGUACUUGAAGGGUCGUCCCAUCACCAUGUACAUGCCCAAAGACCAGGUGGACAGCUACAGUUUGGAGGCCAGAGCCGACCUGCCCAGCAACAAGCUCAAACUGGACUGGGUUUAUGGUUACCGCGGUCGAGACUGUCGCUCCAACCUUUACUUGUUGCCCACUGGAGAAACGGUGUAUUUCAUCGCCUCAGUGGUCGUCCUGUUCAAUGUGGAUGAGCAGCUACAGAGACACUACACUGGACACACAGAUGACAUCAAAUGCCUGGCGGUCCACCCCGAUAAAAUCACCAUAGCAACCGGUCAGGUAGCAGGCACCUCUUCAGAUGGGAAACAGCUGGCUCCUCAUGUCCGUGUGUGGGACUCUGUCAGCCUCAAUACCCUCCAUGUUCUUGGCGCAGGCUUCUUUGACCGAGCCUUGGUCUGCCUGGCUUUCUCCAAGUCGAAUGGAGGAAACACACUAUGUGUCGUUGACGACUCCAAUGACCACGUCCUCUCCAUCUGGGACUGGCAGAGAGAGGACAGACUAGCUGAGGUCAAGUGCUCCACAGAGUCAGUGUUUGCUGCGGACUUUCACCCGACAGACUGCAACAUAAUAGUGACCUGCGGCAAGUCCCAUCUCUAUUUCUGGAACAUGGAGAAAGGCUUGCUGGUCAAGAAGCAAGGACUGUUUGAGAAACAGGAGAAGCCCAAGUUUGUGUUGUGUGUGACCUUUGCAGAAAAUGGAGACGCCAUCACAGGAGACUCAAGCGGCAACAUUCUGGUGUGGGGAAAAGGCACUAAUCGUAUCAGCCACGUCAUCCAAGGAGCUCACGAGGGCAGCAUCUUUGCUCUGUCCACGCUGAGGAAUGGCACGCUGGUGUCUGGAGGGAAAGACCGCAGGCUUGUCUCGUGGGACAGCAGCUACCACCAGAUACAAACAGUGGAGGUGCCUGAAUUGUUUGGUCCCAUCCGGACCAUAGCAGAGGGCAGGGGGGAGACUGUGCUCAUCGGGACCACCAAGCACUUUGUUUUGCAAGGCAGUUUGGAUGGAGAAUUCAUGCCUAUUACACAGGGUCACACGGAUGAGUUGUGGGGUCUGGCUGUCCACCCCUCAAAGCCCCAGUUCCUCACCUGUGGCUAUGACAGGCAGGUCUGCAUGUGGGAUUCCAGUACCCAUCAGCUCAUCUGGACGAAGAGUAUGGAUGAUGCUGCCCAAUCAGCAGGCUUCCACCCGUCUGGAGCUGUGGUUGCCAUAGGAACCCAAACUGGCAGGUGGCUGGUACUCGACACUGACUCCAAGGAUCUUGUCACAAUGCACACAGAUGGGAAUGAACAGCUGUCUGUUAUGAGCUAUGGGCCCGAUGGUAACUUCCUGGCCAUCGGUUCCCAUGACAACUACAUCUAUGUCUACGCUGUGGCAGAAAAUGGGAGGAAGUACAGUCGAGUUGGGAAGUGCUCGGGACACUCUAGUUUCAUCACCCAUCUGGACUGGUCAGUGGACUCCCAGUACCUGGUAUCAAAUUCAGGGGACUAUGAGAUACUGUAUUGGAUCCCAUCAGUGUGUAAGCAGGUGGUCAGUGUGGAGACCACCAGAGAUAUCGAGUGGGCCACCUACACCUGCCCUCUGGGCUUCCAAGUCUUCGGCUUGUGGCCCGACGGCUCAGACGGCACUGACAUCAACGCUGUCUGCAGGACCAAUGAUAAGAGCCUCCUAGUUACUGGAGACGACUUUGGGAAGGUCCAUCUAUUCUCAUACCCCUGUUCACAGUUCAGGGCUCCCAGCCAUGUUUAUGGCGGCCACAGCAGUCACGUAACCAAUGUAAACUUCCUGCAUGACGAUAGCUACCUGGUGUCGACAGGAGGGAAGGACAUGAGCGUGAUGCAGUGGAGGAUAGUCUGAGGGAGCCGACACAGACAGAUACUCACGGUUUCUUACUGCUGCUGGAGCAAACUGAACUGAACUGCACCAAACGUAACCGAACCAAACUUAAAUUAACUCAGAUGCUUAAAAAAAAAGGCGGAUCCACCUGAACUGAAGUGAAUUGACAGAAGAGGAACCAGAGGUUUCCUCCCUGAUCUGUUCUCACAUCCCAAAAGAGAUGAACUGUUUGGAGGUGUAAUGUGAGGUUGCUUGAAAUACAAAAAAUCUUGAAUAUUUCUAAUUUUUCUUUACUCACACUACAUGUAAAAAGAAUCUCCUCUCUCUCACGUACUGUAGCCUACCCACCAAUGAUACAAACUCAAACGGAUCAAAUCCACCUAAACAGAACCAAAGGCUCUGACUUUCUGACUGCAUAUGUACAGUUUGGCUUUCACUGUUCUUGUUUUGUGCACAGAUGAUAAACUGAAGAGGUUUAUUUCGCUGCCUGUCAGAAUCGUUCCACUGAAUAUUGUCUCGCUGGAGAAGAGCAUUGGAACAAAAACUGUGUACGGAAAGAAAGAACGUAAUGAUUUUUAAAAUUGUUAAACUUUCUUUUAUUUGGUAUUUAACAACUCAGGAAAGCACUAGUGAAGCAGGACUCUUCGCUGUCAUUAACAUUGACUUAUCAGAGAAAAGCCCUAAACACAUCUCACUAAAACAUGCAGAGAAGCAUCAAGCACGGUUAAUAUCAGAUUAAGCUGUUGUCCAAUCAUUGUUGAUUUAUUUACAUUGACUAAUAGUGUAUGAAAAUGACAUAUACAGUCUAGGCAAAUGCUAAUUAAAUGCAGCAAGGACAAUACUGUCGAUGUCAGAAACUGUGAUCAUUUGGGGGAAUAAUUUUAAGGCGAUGAAAAAUUACAUUAUCUGGAUUCAGAGUUAGGAUUUAAACCAUUUUCCACAACAUUAUCUUAACAUGUUUUUGUGCUUCCUGGUCUUAAAAAAGGCUCCUUUUCUAUUUUUUAUUUAUCAUGAGUCAACUCUCUCACUGACAAGUUCCUUUGAGUUUUUCCUACAAUAAAUCCCUGUCUAUUCCCAAAUGUGUAAAUAUACAGAAAGGCUUGAAACAGAUAUGAGCAAAAUGAGUUGUUGUAUCUGUCCUUUGCCUCGAGAUUCAAGGAAAAUGAAAAUCAAGCAUGUGUUGGGUUUUUUCAGUGAUGAUGAUGACUUUUCAAAUCUAUAUCUAUCUGCAUUUUAUUGCACCGGGAUCGGUUUAGGAAGGAUAAGUGUGAGACCAUUACACUGUAACUGUUUACGUCUGACAUGCUCCUCAGUCACUGAUGAGAUAUUGAACAGAACUGAUUGAACUUUCUUGAGGUGAUUUUUUUUUACUAUAAUGCACUGCUUCAGCCUGAUAAAUAUAACAACAGGUCUCCAAGGUGGGUUAAAUCCUGGAAUUGGUUAAAGAUACUUGAAAUUGAGAGGUGAAACAUCUUCAAGGAUCUUCAACCAAGUCCAGUUGCCACUGAUUUUAACCCACCUUAGAGAACUAUGACCUGGAUAACUGAGAAUCUUCAAGGACAUACAGCAGGUCUAUUUACCUGCACAAUGGAAUAAGCAAAUCACAAUUUAGCACUUACUGGAGCUUUUCUUGAACCAAUAAUGUCUGCUUUCAGCCUUGCAAGCUGUGUCCUGUCCAUACACCCACUGUGCGGUGUGUAGCACGUCACACUUGUCAUCUUAUGGUUAUUACACGUGUUCACGAAUAAACAAGAUGUCUUUGAUUGAGGAAUCAGCAGAUUUUAGUAUGACCAUGAACUGCCACUUAUACGAGGCAUACUGGUAUUAUUUUGAAUUUCUACUGGUUGAUUGUUGGCGCUGUCUUAUCAGGAAAACUACUGAAUCUCCAGCAGUGAUAUAAAGUCACCACUCUACAGAGUGAAUGUAACAUGAUUUGUCUUACCACUAAACUCUUGGGGCUACAGAAUACCAUUGAACAUUUAACAUUUGUCUGAAAGUAAAUGCAACAUGAAAUUCC
Molecule: messenger RNA, 5108 nt
Organism: Micropterus salmoides (largemouth bass)
Lineage: Eukaryota; Metazoa; Chordata; Actinopteri; Centrarchiformes; Centrarchidae
Gene: eml1
Product: EMAP like 1
Exons: 25
Coding region: 539-3112 (857 amino acids)
Biological process (GO): microtubule cytoskeleton organization
Cellular component (GO): mitotic spindle
Molecular function (GO): microtubule binding
Source: RefSeq, a predicted model, not a curated record